GUGAUGUUUCAGCCCAGUUACUGCUCUGCCAAACUCACAAAGGAUUAGACCUCAGUCCAACACACCCACAGCACAGGAUUGCAAUUCCCAGUGCUGAAACUUGAACACAGUUCUUUAUAUGAUUUCUGGGACCAUGGGAAAGAAGCUGGAUCUAUCCAAGCUGACGGAUGAAGAGGCCAAGCAUGUCUGGGAGGUUAUUCAACGGGAUUUCGACCUGCGGAAGAAAGAGGAAGACAGACUGGGAGAGCUGAAGACCAAGCUCGAGAAGGAGGACACGAAGCUGGAGCUGCUAGGGACCCAGUCCAGUCUGACGGACUCACACUGCAUCCGGUGUCUGCAGCCGUUCAAGUUCCUGAUGAACAGCAAGCGCCAGUGCCUGGACUGCCGCCUCUACACCUGCAAGUCCUGCAGCCGCUACAACAAGAAGGAGCGCGGCUGGGUGUGCGACCCCUGCAGGACGUCUCGGGUUGUGAAAAUGGGUUCCUUGGACUGGUAUCACGAGCACGUCCGCUCACGCUUCAAACGAUUCGGAAGCGCCAAGGUGAUGCGAUCGCUGUACAAGAGACUCCACAGCGAGCAGAGGCUUAAAUCGGAACUAGCAGAUUCAAACUGGGAAUCCGAUGACAGCUCCCAUGAUGACAAUACAUACAGCAUGCCUGAUGUCCGAGACAUGUACGAUAUGCCUGAGGAGGAUGAGGUCACCAUUGAUGCCUCAGAGGCUCAGCGCUACAGACUGAUGCGAAAGACCAAGCGUCUCCUCUCGGUUCACCCCCUUGAUUUCGAUCUGGACUCUGAGUACUCUACUCAGUCCCGCCGACAGUCUCUGCAGCACUCGGGCGGGGGGGAAGGUGUCACCCGGAAGGAGUCGAUGAUCGCCGAGGCAGAUAUUGCCUCCAUGUUCCAGCAGAUCCUGCAGGAGCAGGGGCAGGUGGGUGGGAAACCAGAGCAGGAGUUCAGCACCGAAGUGCACCUUCGCAUCAACUCCCGCAGGAAGAGUCUGGAGAAGUCCUCCAAAUCCGAUGAAGGCCACUUCUCUGAGCACAGAAUGAUUCGAGCGCGUCCCUCUCCGAAAGGCAGCCCCACAGGCCAGUUGAAAGGGCCUCAGCGCUCCCAGUACUACGCUGACAUGGACAGUUCUGACGAGCAAGGGGAGGGGGUGCCACGCUUCCCUUUGUACCAGAAUCACUUCCCCAAGCGGAGGAGCCGAGCAUCCUCCCAGGAAAUGUCGCACCACUCCAAGCCCCAGAUCUCUGAGUUGAACAAGCGCAUGUCUGCUAUCGAACGCCUUCUAAACCGCUUGGAACAGAGAAUAGUGGUGCCCUCAGAGCAGGGCAUGCAGUCUGAUGCAGACCUGGAGGAGAAGAAGCUGAAGAAGAAGCUGGGCGAGCUGGCUGGAAACAUCAGCGACAAGGGCCUGUCAUCCGAGGAAGAUGAGGGGAGGAAAAAAAAGGUCCAGAGAGAAGCAAUGAUGAGCUCCUCCAGUGAUGACCUCCCAAACGAAGCACAGAAGAGAUCUGCUGCGACGCUUUGUGACAUCACAACAGAGGCGCUAAGAACCUUAAACGCCACUGAAAGAGCGAUCUCCGAGUUAGUACCGCCAAAGCCCAAAGAAAGACAGCAGUUACAGGGGACAGAUGUAACGCGGGCAGAUGAGGCGUACAGAGAACUCGAGCAGCAUGUCUACAUGGCAGCUAGUAAGACCUACAGCCUGGAGAAGAAACUGAAGGACCUGGAAGAAUCUGCUAAGAGCCGGUAUAGCGGCACCACAGACUCGGAGCUCAGUGAGCUGGAAGACAAGGUGGCAUAUGCAGCAGCUGCUGUCCAGAACACCGAGAGUGAGGUUUCAGACAUUGAGAACAGAAUUGCUGCCCUCAGUGCAGCUGGUCUGACUGUGGUUCCGGAGAGAAACAGAAAGAAAUUUUCUGGACAGACAGUGGCCACACAGCAGUCGGUGCGAAGAAAGCUUUCUAAUUCACAUCUAAAUCAAAGAGAAACAGAUGAGUUUGAUCGAAAUGCAUUGUACAAAGGGUCACUGACUCAAAGGACUCCUGCAUUUAUGGUCAAGAGAAAUGCAGCGUAUGCGGAAACAAUAAUGGCUCAGCAUCCUUAAAGAAAGAAAGCCUGAUGUAACAAAAGUGAAUUCCACCCUAGACUGCAGUAUAUUUAUAGAGGAACAAAAAGAGAAGGACAAGCUUGUGUGUAGUGAUGUACUUUUCAAUGUUACUGUAGAAAAGAAAUCCAACUUCAAUUCUAUUGUACAAAUGCAUUGUAUAUCAUGCCAUAUUAGGAAGCGUACUGCUAAAACAUAGUUUAUUGUUUCCUUUGCAUACAUGCACAAUACAUGCACACACACACACACACACACACACACACACACACACACACACACACACACACACACACACACACACACACACACAGUAAAUUGUAAACCCUGAGGUACUACCUGACUUGCAGUCUGUUGAAACAUUAUUAAUCCCUGCUGUUCCAGCUGCAGCAUGUCAGCAAUGAGCAACAAAACCAUUUUGAGCUGGUUAUACCAGUGGGCUAAUAAUACCAAUUGUUGUUUUAUAUGACAGCUGAUUCUGCUAAUUACUAAAUGUCCUAUGUUACCAGCUAGAUAUUUGUCUUACUAGGUCAUAAAGCCAAAUUAAAUUAAAUUGUUAGAUACAAUUUAAAAUCAAAAAGCCAAGAAAUGCUGCCUAUACUUAUUAGUGAUCCUGCAAAAUGAGCACCACAGUUCAUACAUUUUUAGAAAUAUGUCUUAUUUAUUGGCAAGUGUCUUCAAUCCAGAUUAUUUUAGAUUUGUAAUGCUUUACAUUAUGUGCAAUAGAAUAGCUGCUACUGCCACAUGUUAGCUUCCUUCCACUGUGUACACUUGAUAUAGAAAUACUCAAUAAAAUAUUAA
This is a messenger RNA of Polyodon spathula (Mississippi paddlefish), 2908 nucleotides long. RefSeq names its product melanophilin-like. Gene Ontology annotation, biological process: intracellular protein transport. The record is from RefSeq and is a predicted model, not a curated record. The transcript has 18 exons. Gene Ontology annotation, molecular function: small GTPase binding; actin binding; myosin binding. Bases 119 to 2110 code for a protein of 663 amino acids. Gene Ontology annotation, cellular component: cortical actin cytoskeleton. Lineage: Eukaryota; Metazoa; Chordata; Actinopteri; Acipenseriformes; Polyodontidae.